Messenger RNA from Uncinocarpus reesii 1704, 1578 nucleotides. RefSeq lists its product as uncharacterized. The record is from RefSeq and is a predicted model, not a curated record. The coding region runs from base 1 to 1578 and encodes 525 amino acids. The transcript is spliced from 7 exons. NCBI's taxonomy places the organism in Eukaryota, Fungi, Ascomycota, Eurotiomycetes, Onygenales, Onygenaceae.
AUGAGUCUGGUAGACCUUGCCAGGGCCACGGAGGGGAUCGCGAUGCCCCUCGCCCAUUUCAUCGACAAAGUGGCCACCCGCUCCGCCGACAUCGCCAGCGUGGUCUCCGAGCUGUAUGCCAUCAGUUCCGCUCUCAGGACGCUGGACACGCUCAAACUCUCCCCGCUGUUCGACUUGAUCGAUGGCGACCUGGAGAUGGUCGCGCGAGCCAGUCUGCGGCAUACCAUCGGGGAUUUCAUGGAUUUGUUUCAGCGGAUGAACGCCGCGGGACCCGUAGACUACGAUCAGACUGAGAAAUCAGAUCAGGCGAUGAUGGCCACCAUCCGGAAAGCCCUUGCUCCGCUUCGCGUCGCUCAGGACAAACGGUAUGCGGAAACUAUGGACAAACGGAAACGACAGCAACAACAGCAGCAGCAGCAGCACCAACAACAACAACAGCAGCAACAACAUACUCACCCACUUUUUCCUCUCCACCCACACUUUCAACAUCAACAGCAACCGCAACCGCAACCGCAACCGCAACAGCAGCACCAGCAGCCACCUCCGCCCCCUCCCCAACCUCCCAAACCACCAUCUGCCAGCCGCCCUCGAACCCCUGACGCGAGAAGACAUUCCCGACAUGCACGAAAGGCCGCGGAGAUGACCCAGCGCGGCUCAUGGGAGCGCGAGAGGCCUUCGCCAUCGGCACCACCGCCGAUAUCACCCUCAUUUUCGGAGGGCAGCCCGAUCUCCUCCCAUCCCAGCCCGGUAUCUGUCAACGCCGAAACUGCGAGCUCGCUAUCGUCUUCGUCGUACAACUUCGUAAAUGGAGUUAGGCAUUGGUCUGUGAAACUAUUUGGAAUGCAAAUGAAGUCGUCAACCCCGUUGACUAUAACUGGAGACAUUUCAUUCCCCGGCAAACCACAGUUGUCGAUGAUUUUCUACAUAAGAGACCGUGACCAUAGAACUAGGGUCCUAUGCAGAGUCCGGACUUCUAAGACCCGCACCGUUUAUUCCACAACGCCUAUUACGUCGCUACAAAUAUAUCGUAACGGCUCCUGCCUUCAGCUUUGCAGAAAAGAUCCUGAGGAUGAGGACGAUUUGAUAAUGUGGGCAAAUCUUCAGUUUAGCUCCAUAGAGAAGAUGGUUCUUUUCUUUUGCACUUUCCUAGCGCUGCGUGGACAAGAUUCAAGUCAUCCGGUUACGAAAAUCACGGACCAUGAAUUGCGCGGCGAGCUACAGCUCUUUGGCGGCGAUAUCCAAGACGACAACUUCCUCCACACUCUUCAGAUAUUGAAGGACCAUGAGUCGAAAUCUGUGCGGCUUCAGGCGUCAGUGUCUGACGGCGAAUUGGAACGAGUGCCUAUCUGGAGCGCGUUUAUACACCCCUAUUUUCGAAAAAAGGGGUGGAUUCAAAAGGUUGGGCCGAAAGUAGUUUAUAUCUCAGAAAUGCAGCGGAUGACAUUUAUCGACUCGGAAGAGUAUACUCCGCAAAUAUCCAGCCGUGGAGACCAUGUCCUUACGUUUCUUUCAGAACGCGAGACGGAUGGUUUCAUGCGUGUCAUCGAGGGCCUGAUAAAACACUCUCGUCCACGUUAA